Ipomoea nil (Japanese morning glory) is the source of this 1238-nucleotide messenger RNA. RefSeq names its product phospholipase A(1) DAD1, chloroplastic-like. Gene Ontology annotation, molecular function: glycerophospholipase activity. The record is from RefSeq and is a predicted model, not a curated record. The coding region runs from base 121 to 1221 and encodes 366 amino acids. The transcript has a single exon. NCBI's taxonomy places the organism in Eukaryota, Viridiplantae, Streptophyta, Magnoliopsida, Solanales, Convolvulaceae. Gene Ontology annotation, biological process: lipid metabolic process.
ACCACUACUUCCCAGCCGCUCUUAGAUCUGAAAAUUAGCACUUCGACCCUCAAGAUUGCCACAAGCUUAGCCAAUUCUUAUAACAAAGAGAAGGGCAUUGUGGGUAUAUGCAACAAGUGGAUGGAAUAUCAAGGCAUCAAGGAUUGGGAAGGUUUACUAGACCCACUUGAUGACCACCUCCGACUGCAUAUCCUAAGCUACGGCCACUUUGUGGAGGCGGCGUAUCGAAGCUUCGACUUCGACGUGGCGUCUCCGGGGUACGCCACGUGCCGAUACGAGGAGGACUCGAUGCUGGCUCGAUGCGGGCUCGGCAAGAGCGGGUACAAGGUUGCGAGGAAUCUAUACGCCACGUCAGCGAUUUGCAUUCCACGUUGGAUGAAGAGGGUGCCCAAUUUGGUGUCCCCUAGGUCUAGCUGGAUUGGGUAUGUGGCCGUUUGUGAUGACGUGGAGGAAAUCUCCCGGCUCGGGUGUCGCAACGUGGUGAUUGCUUACCGGGGAACCGCCACGUUGUCUGAGUGGCUGGAGAACUUGCGUGCCACGUUGACUUGUUUGCCCGAUGAUAUGGCUCCGGCUGAUUGUACCGGCCCACUAAUGGUACAAAGCGGACUAUUGAGUUUGUACACAUCAAGCUACGAAUGUUGUCAAAGUUUACGAGAUUCAAUACAAGAAGAGAUGCACAAAAUUCUUGAAAUGUUUAGUAAUGAUAAGGAGCCUCUAAGUAUUACAAUCACAGGGCAUAGCCUUGGAGCGGCUUUAGCCAUCCUAACUGCAUACGAUAUCACUACACAGUUUCGUCACGCGCCACCAGUGACGGUUGUCUCCUUCGGAGGGCCGAGAGUUGGGAACCACCACUUCCGAUCUCAACUAGAAGCCAAUGGCACGAAGAUUCUGCGAAUAGUCAACUCCGACGACCCCGUCACGAAAGUUCCGGGAUUCGUGUUUGAUGAUGUGGCGGUCAGCGGUGCGGGAAUGCCAAGGUGGCUCCGAAAAUGGGUGGAGGACACCCGAUAUGCAUAUGCUGAGGUAGGCAAAGAACUGAGACUUAGCAGUAAGGAUUGCCCUGAGAUCAACGGCAGCGGAAAUGUGGCCACGUGUCACGAUCUGAAGACGUAUCUACAUUUGAUCAACAAUUUCGUAAGUUCCAAUUGUCCCCUGAGAGCCACGGCGAAGAGAGUAAUUAAGAUGGAGCAAUCUAAAACAACAGCAUCAGCUCCAGUAUAGAAAGAUUAGACACCUUU